UUCGUCGUCUGCUAUAAAGCGGGUUUGAGUUUCUUUGUUACACACAAAAAUUAAAGUAAUUUUGCAAAAAUAAAUUGUAAUUUUUGACAGAAUCAACAAGACUAAAACAGAAACUAUGCACACAUAAUAAAUUAUCAACAAAAUAUCAAUGUAAUGCUACACAAUAUUUCUGUUUGUGUGAUUAAAAUCGAAAUCGAUUCACCAAUAAGUGAGGAUUUGGGAGGCGCCGGAGCUGUAUCAUCAGAACAUCCAAAUAAUCCAAGAGUGCAAAAAGAACGCGAACGUGAUCGUGGUUUACGUCAUUCGUCGCAAAUUACCAUUGAAACGUAUACGAAUAAAUUGUGGUCGGAGGAUAGUGAUUCUAUAGACAUGAGUUGUGCUAGUGAAAAGAAACCCUUGUCCGAGAAGAGACAAAGAGAAAUGCCCACUUCUAGUAGUAGUCGUGAAACGACCCCGUUAGAGGAGGGCCAGUGUGCUUCGGAAUUUCCCAAGGAAAUUGGUUUCUUUUCGGGCAAUCCUAGUGUGGAGGUGACAAACGGCAUUAUACAUUUAUAUAAGAAAAAUGAACGCAAGGAAAUUAAAGAGGCUCCAUCAAAUCAACUCUGUCUUUUGGCUGUACCAGCUAGUUUAAGUUGUCAUGACCUGUUAAGUUUUGUGGCUCCUUGUCAUUCGGAAAUACAACACAUACGCAUAGUGCGAGAUGGUUGUCCCAAUCAAUUUAUGGUUUUAUUAGAAUUUCGUUCAAAUGCUGCAGCUUUAGAAUUCUAUCAAACUUAUAAUGGUGCUGCUUACAAUUCUUUAGAGCCCGACUCACUUUGUCAUGCUGUUUGGGUUUCUGAAAUCGAAAGAGGUGAAGAUGGUGUACCGCCUACAGGCCAUACUGAACUGCCAACAUGUCCAGUUUGUCUCGAGCGCAUGGAUGAAAGUGUCGAUGGCGUUCUCACCAUCCUAUGUAAUCAUGCAUUUCACGCCAACUGUCUCAUCAAAUGGGGUGAUUCCACCUGUCCCGUUUGUCGUCACGUACAAACACCAGAACUCAUGGAGAAUUCCGUUUGCAUGGAAUGUGAGGGCACUGACUCCUUGUGGAUCUGUUUGAUUUGUGGUCAUGUUGGCUGUGGCCGUUAUCAAGGUGCUCAUGCUGCCGCACAUUAUCGUGCCACCAAUCAUACAUUUGCCAUGCAAUUGGGCACUUCAAGUGUUUGGGACUAUGCUGGUGAUAACUUCGUACAUCGUCUAUUUCAAAAUAAAACCGAUGGCAAAUUGGUGGCCACUCAAGCACCCAACGAUGAGGGCGAAGAAAAAAUCGAUUCUAUUCAAUUGGAAUUUACAUAUUUAUUAACAUCCCAACUGGAUACACAGAGAAAGUACUAUGAAGAGCGUAUGGAAAGAUUGGAACAAGAAUGGCGUGAUUUUCGCAGCAGUGCUGAUGAAUCGAAAGAUAAAAUGGAUUCUAUGGAACAUCGUUUACAAACAUUAACCAAAGAGAAACAAACUGUAGAAAGGAAAUUGCAACAGAAUAAUAACAAACUCAAAGAAUUGCAAAAGCAAUUGGCCGAAGAACAAGAAAUUUCACGUGCUUUACAAAAUAAUCAAAACUCCUGGCACACCAAAUACAAACAGCUGGAGCAACAAUACAAAGAAUACAAAGAGUCUAAAGAAUUGGAAUUGGAUUCGAUUAAAGAACAAUUACAUGAUAUAAUGUUUUAUAUGCAUGCUCAAAGUAAAAUUGCCGAAUCGGAUUUGAAAGAUGAAAUUGCCGGCGGUACUGUGAUGGUGCCCGAAACAGAAGCUCCCACUACCAGUUCGGCCAAGGCCAAUCGUCGCAAGAAAAAGCAUUAAAUAUAUCUUAUAAUGGAAAGUAAGAAAGCAGCACCCAUGGGUUACAAUUCGUGGUUAUUUGGUUGAUGUAGUUUUAAAGAUUAAAAUGCUAAAUCUCUUUUUUCUAUAGCUAUUAUUACUGCAACAACAAAUCAUUAUACUAAAUAUUCAUAACAUUUUUUUUAUAUAUUUAUAUUUAUUAUUAAAUGUGUUUUAAAACAAAUAACAAAACUGAAGCUUCAUCAUUAUUUGUGCAUCAAAAGAA
Molecule: messenger RNA, 2083 nt
Organism: Calliphora vicina (urban bluebottle blowfly)
Lineage: Eukaryota; Metazoa; Arthropoda; Insecta; Diptera; Calliphoridae
Product: BRCA1-associated protein
Exons: 6
Coding region: 154-1839 (561 amino acids)
Biological process (GO): protein ubiquitination; Ras protein signal transduction
Cellular component (GO): cytoplasm
Molecular function (GO): ubiquitin protein ligase activity; zinc ion binding
Source: RefSeq, a predicted model, not a curated record